This is a messenger RNA of Ceratosolen solmsi marchali, 2806 nucleotides long. RefSeq names its product probable serine/threonine-protein kinase clkA. Gene Ontology annotation, molecular function: chitin binding. The transcript is spliced from 4 exons. NCBI's taxonomy places the organism in Eukaryota, Metazoa, Arthropoda, Insecta, Hymenoptera, Agaonidae. The record is from RefSeq and is a predicted model, not a curated record. The coding region runs from base 355 to 2202 and encodes 615 amino acids. Gene Ontology annotation, cellular component: extracellular region.
AGGAGAGGAGGAUGGAGAGAGGUCACAUUAGAGUAAAACGAGAGGGAGAGUGAGCGAGUGAACGCAAAAGCCAUGAGGGAGAAGGAUCACGAUGGUGAGACCGGAUGGUGAUGUUCUUCUUCUACCUCUAUUUGACUGCCAGCUCUUCUUCGAAACUGUAUUUUCAUACGGUCGCGCAGUCGCAUCAUCGACCGCUUCGCGAUACGGUUCCGGAUUCACUCUAUGCACGCCAAAAUACAAGACACGAUAAAUAGCUAAAUGAUAACUCAUCACUCGGUGAAUCUUCAUUAAUUAACACGUUUUAUUUUAUUGAUUUAUUUUCGACUUGUGGAUUCGGGAACAUUGCAAGUUCAAAUGACGGCUUCCAGGAGACUUUUUAUUCUUACUUUAGUGGUGAUAGUAUGGAACUGUGUAUUUGGUCUUCAGCGACCACCUCCACGGUAUUCCCAACAAUACAUGCCACAAACAUCUUUCACAUGCCGCAAUAAAAUAAUUGGAAGUUACUAUGCAGAUCCCGAAACCGAUUGUCAACUGUUCCACGUUUGCGUGUCAGUUGCCGGAAGCAUUCAAGACUACAGGUUCCUUUGUCCAAAUGACACGGCUUUUGACCAAGAAAGUCAAACGUGCGCAGAUUGGUACGACGUAGACUGUGAAGCAGCAACUUUGUAUUACGCCAGUGAUAAUUUCGAUUUAUAUCGUAUUGGCUCCGGAUUAGAAUCACUUCACUAUGAUAGUAUUCGUAGUGAUUUUGAGCCACAAGAUCAUUUACAACGCAGCGAAUCGAAUGAUCCGAUUAGAUCACCAUUAAAUUCAUACAAUUCCAAUAAUUAUAAGGAACCUGAAACACAAAAAAAGAGCAAUGCUCGAGCAAAUGAAAAUAGUAAUCACCAUACAGCAAGAAAUCAGAAGCAACUUAAUUCCGAAAUUGAAAAAAAUUCUAAUCAGGAACCGGAAAAAAAAGUCAAUUUAAGAAAGAUAAAUCGUAAACCGAUUAAUAACGGCUUGACAAGUAAAUCAACAACCAUUACACCGGUAUCCACGCAAAAUCGUUAUAACGAAAAAUCUUUUGGUCAAAAUUUUGGAUAUUCGACAACGAGCUUACACCCGUCAACUCAAGUUUUUCUUACGACGCAAAAAUCAAUCCAAGUGACAUCUACACCGAGACCAACUUCAAAGUACACGGCGACCAGUGUAAAAUCUACUGCCAAUUCUCAAGAGGCGUAUACGAAUUAUCAAACAACAACAACUAAAACUAAUUUCCACAAUCAUUUUAACAACUUUAAUCGAUUUGAAACAACUUCAAAGCCUACGAGUAGUAUUAGCACCAAUUAUCCUGAAUCACAAAGUUAUUCUGGUCAAUUUAGUCAAGGAACACCUUCUACUACGAAACAGCCUAGUUUAGAAUAUCAUGCUAAUAAUUAUGAACAAAGAACCUACAACAAUUAUGAUAACAACUAUAGUAAUAAAAAUAAUAACAACUAUUACCACAACAGCAACAAUAAUAACAACAAUGCUAACAAUAACAAUAAUAAUUACAAUAACAAUCAGAGAACAAAUUCUUCCUCUUAUUCAAAAAAUGCUUAUGAUAAUUACAAUAGUAAUAAUAAUAAUAAUAAUUACAAUUCCAAUGCAUACACAGCAAAUACUUAUGCACCAACAACAUACAGUCCCGGAACUAAAAAGUUUAUUAAUAACAGGCAGUUCUACGACAAAUCAUCGACAUUAACCACAAAAUCUACGUAUUAUACCGAAACAGAUUCUACUAAAGUAUCUAAAAAAAUUAAUCAUCAAAAGGGUUAUGAUAAUUAUGAAACUAGUACUAAAAGCUUUGAUAUUAGCAGAUCUUCAAUUGGAUUGGGAUUUAGUCCAUCGAGUGUAAAUCAUCUUGCAGAAAAUUUUAGAUCGACAACUCCUACACCAAGGCGAGCUGCAUUUCCAACGACUUACAAUCCAAAUAGUUUUAAUGUCAAUACGCAUGCUCCUCAAAAUCAAGUAACGCAACAAAAAUCAACGUAUCAUCAAAAUCAAUCAACUAAGCAAUACUCUACAACACUAAAAGUAUUUGAUGAAACUACAACUCAUUCUAAACUAACGAAAAAAAAUGAUUACGAUUAUGCAUACUAUGAUAAUGGAAACGUGGAAUACGAUAAUAUUGAAUUGGAACAUGUCAGCAACAACAAAGAUUCGGUUAAAAUUACAUAAAUAAUAUUUAAUUUCAGGAUAAUGAUGAAUUUAGAUUUGGAAUUUAUACAAAUUUUAAUGAGAAGUAUGGCCAGUGUAAUAGUAAACUUACGUGUAAAUUUUACAUUAUAAAAUUGUAUAUACAUAUAUACAUGUGGUACGUAUAGUUUCAGGAAUUUAUCUCUUUACGUAACAUAUAUCAAGUUAGAAUAUUUUUUUUAUAAAAAAUAAGUAUUAAUUAGUGAUAGGUAAUUAAAUACUUUUAUAUAUUCAACGAUGACACAUAAUUUAGCUAUAAUCGACUUUUAUACUUAUGUACAUAAAACAGCAAGUAAAAAUUACUUGUUCAUAUUUGUUUAAUCGUUCAAAUUAUACUUUUCCAAAUUAUUUGUUAUUAAUAUGAUAAUGCGCAUUGUAUAUACAUUCUUAAUACUCACAUGAAAUUUAUAAUUAAUAUUUUAAAUUUACUUACCUCGCUUGAAUCUGUUUUACACUAUAGUAAAUGCAAUGUAAUUAUUCAAAGCUAUUUUGUCAAUCAUUAUAAACAAGUACAUGCAAAAAUGUUAAUUAAAUAUGUAUAUGUUGGUUAAAAUCCUAUACCUUUUCCAACUAAAGUCCACAAAUU